This is a messenger RNA of Gaeumannomyces tritici R3-111a-1, 1665 nucleotides long. RefSeq lists its product as hypothetical. The transcript has a single exon. The record is from RefSeq and is a predicted model, not a curated record. NCBI's taxonomy places the organism in Eukaryota, Fungi, Ascomycota, Sordariomycetes, Magnaporthales, Magnaporthaceae. The coding region runs from base 559 to 1617 and encodes 352 amino acids.
CUUGCCCAGCAACGGGUGGGCCCACCAAAGCGGCAGGCCUGGCAUGCUUGCCGCACCUCAGCACGAGCAGCCACCAAAGCCUCUCAAUCCUUGCUUGUGGCUGCCGGGAUGACAGUGCGCAGGCUCUUGCGCGAGCCAAGCGUGGAGUGGUUGUUCCCCUCCUCCUCAACUACCGGCCUUCCCCGCGCCAACAGCCGGCACGCACAUAAUCCCAGGAGCCCACAUGCGCGACGAGUCGGCCCGCGAGGCAUCUUCCCCUUGAAACAAGAUGGCGGCGGGUCUGAUGCCCAAGCACUUGGCCUCAGGGUCACAUCGGCCCAGGAGACAUGGCCAGAGAUUGGCGCGCCACUAUGCACCCCACAAAGAUGGCGCUCUCGGGCAACUUGGCAGGGUUGAACGUUUCCAUCCUUUGUUUCCGCGUUUGGCCACAUGGCCGCGAUACCCUGGUGGCGUUUGCGCAGCAAGAGAUAAAAACUCGGGCCAGAGAUGAUUCCAGAUGUUGCGUGAAGCUGACGAGGUGCAUGUCAGCCUUGCUCACCGCUUGCAAACCUCGCCAUCAUGCUUCCCCAUACACUCUUCUGGUCCGCCUUUGCCCUCGGUGCCUGCGCCCCUGGUCCUCGUCAGACAGGCGCUGUUGCUCGAAGCAUCCAGCGCGACGACUUGGAAGGCUAUGCAUUUCUCUACUUCACUGGCAGCGACGAGCAAAUCUACCUCGCCGCCAGUAACGGCAACAAUGCCCUGUCCUUCACCGAGCUCAACGGGGGCAAGCCCAUUUUCAAGUCUGCCUUGGGUGACAAGGGCGUCCGCGACCCCUUUGUGAUGCGCUCGGUCGACGGCUCCAAGUUCAUCAUCCUAGCCACCGACCUCUGCAUUGGCUGCGGCAUGUCUUGGGGCGACGCCCAAACGCGAGGCAGUCGUCACAUCGAGAUCUGGGAAUCCCCCGACCUCGUCACCUUUUCAGCCCAGCGCCACGUUCUCGUGUCGCCCGAGGCCUACGGCAACACCUGGGCCCCCGAGGCGUACUGGGACGCCGAGCUCGGCACCUACGUGGUGUACUGGGCCUCGGGCAUCUACGACGACAGCCCCGAAGGCGGCAAUCCAGGCCGCGCGAGGAUAACAUACCAGCGCUUGGUUUACGCCACCACCGACGACUUUGUCACCUUUUCCGAUCCGCAUGUUUGGCAGGACGAGCCCCCGCAUGGGCGCAUCGACUCGACCGUCAUUCGCAGCAACGGCACCUACCACCGCUUCACCAAAGCCACCACGGCAAACGGCUGCGCCGACAUUGUCCAGGAGAGCAGCCCGUCGCUGACGGCGGGCCUGGGUUCCUGGACGCGCGUCGCGAGCUGCAUCGGCAAGGGUGCCGGCACGCGCGAUGUCGAGGGCCCGUCCAUCUUCCAAACGAACCCAGGCGACGUCGGCGGAGGCGGGCGCUACGUGCUGCUGGUCGACGAGUUUGGCGGCGACGGUUAUGUGCCGCUCGAGUCAAACGACCUGGCCUCGGGCCGCUGGACGCUGAACCGCAACUUUAGCUAUCCCAAAACGCCGCGGCAUGGCACCAUCAUCCCUUUAACGGCGGCCGAGCUGGAACGCAUCAAGAUCGCAUAUGCGGCGUAAAGGAUUUAAAGGAUAAUUUAGCUAGCAAUUAAGUAUCUUGUGUAUGGG